GGAUUCAGCUUAAGAUCUGGAUAAUCUUUGAGAUAGUGUGUUGUGAUUCAAAAAACUUUUUUCACUGACAGAAGAAAGAGCAAAGCCAAGAAAUGGCUCAAGGAACAGUAAGCAGAAUGAAUACUUCCCUGGAACAGAGUGGCUGCCACAGUAACAGAGAAACCCUUUUGAGGUGCAGUGAUGCACGGAGGGAGCUGGAGCUUGCUAUUGGUGGAGUACUCCGGGCUGAACAGCAGAUUAAAGAUAACUUACGAGAGGUAAAAGCUCAGAUUCACAGUUGCAUAAGUCGCCAUCUAGAAUGCCUUCGGAGUCGUGAGGUGUGGCUCAACGAACAGGUAGAUCUCAUCUAUCAGCUUAAAGAGGAGACACUGCAGCAACAGGCUCAGCAGCUUUAUUGGCUAAUGGGCCAAUUCAGUUGUCUUAUUCAUCAACUGGAGUACACCCAGAACAAAGAUCUCGCCAAUCAAGUCUCUCUGUGCCUGGAAAGACUGAGCAGUUUGGCCCUUAAGCCUGAAGACUCGACUGUCCUACUCUUUGAAGCAGACACAUCUGCUCUGCGCCAGACCAUCACCACAUUUGGAUCCCUUAAGACAAUUCAAAUUCCUGAGCACCUGAUGGCUCAUGCUAGCUCUUCAAAUAUUGGGCCUUUCCUAGAGAAAAGAGGCUGUAUCCAGGUGCCAGAGCAGAAAUCAACAUCCAGCAGCACAGCUGUUUCUCUCAGCGAAUGGCUUCUUGUAAGCAAACCUGCCAUUGGUCAUCAGGCUCCUUAUGUACCCAGUACCAACCCACAGGACUGGCUCAUCCCAAAACAGACCUUGGAGAAUAGUCAGACUUCUGCCAGAGCCUGCAGUUUCUUCAGUAAUGCCUGGGGCAACAUAAAGGGCUUAGAAAACUGGCUCCUCAACAGUCAUCAACAAGACAGUCCUGGAAAACCAAGUUCAUCAAAGUGUAACAGCCAUUGUAGCACCAGCUCUUUCUCUACUGAAGUGGAAAAGGUUGAAGAUGUAGAGCUCCUUGAUCAAGAUGAGUUAGACCUGUCUGAUUGGUUGGUGACUCCCCGAGAGCCCUGUGAACCGGAGAAGCCUGAGAAUGGUGGCUGUGACCCCAGUGAGAAGUUUAAACUCUUAUUCCAGGCAUUCAAAGAGCCCUACAAUGUAAAUGAUUGGCUUGCCAAGCCUGACUCCUGUACCAACUGUCAGGGUAACCAGCCCAGAGGUGUGGAGAUUGAGAACCUGGGCAAUCUGAAAUGCCUGAAUGACCACUUGGAGGCCAAAAAACCAUUGUCAGUCCCCAGUGUGACCACCGAGGGUUGGCUUGUCCAGAACCAUCAGGACCCAUGUAAAGUAGAGGAAGUAUGCAAAGCCAAUGAGCCCUGCACAAGUUUUGCAGACUGCUUGUGUGAUGACAACUGUGAGAAGGAAGCGGUGUAUAAAUGGCUUCUGAAGAAAGAAGGAAAGGAUAAGAAUGGAAUGCCCGUGGAACCCAAAUCUGAGCCUGAGAAACACAAAGAGUCCCUGAAUCUGUGGCUCUGCCCUUCCAGAAAUGAGCUGACAGAACAAGUGAAGGCACCCAAGGCAAUGGCUCCUGCUAAAAUUGCUGAUUCCUUCCAAGUCAUAAGGAACAGUUCCUUGUCAGAGUGGCUGAUUGGGCCCACACGCAAAGGAAGAGGCCCUAAGGAAGUGCCUAGUACUGAAGAGAGAGCUGGCAGAGAAAUGCUUAAAGGUCCUAUGGCCACUUCCUGGUGUCCUUUUAAUACUGCUGACUGGGUCUUACCAGGAAAGAAAGUGGGAAACCUCAGCCAGUUCACCUCUGGAGAAGAUAAGUGGUUACUUCGAAAGAAGGCCCAGGAAGUAUUUCUUAAUUCACCCCUGCAAGAAGAUCGUAACUUCCGUGGCCUCCCAGCAGUUUGUGAUCUCUUUGCCUGUAUGCAGCUUAAAGUUGAUAAAGACAAAUGGCUGUAUAGAACUCCUCUACAGAUGUGAAGCAAUGAACUACUAGAAUUGAGCAGCUUUCCUGCAGACCACACAUCCUUGAGCUGAGUGACUGUGACUUGCCAAACCAUUGUUUAUUCCAAGGCCCGACAGCUUAAUUUCUCUCCUGCUUAGUUUUGAACUAGUAAUCAGAAAUCAUCAAAUUAUGAGUUAGUGUGCGAAGGAGGCUUGAUGCUAUGGUGUGAUUCAAUUCCUUCUUACAGAAGCACUAACUUAACUAACUCCCAUACUAGAAAUAGCAUCUUGGUACACUGGCCUUUAGUAACUCCCAUGGCAAACACUAGUUUUAAAACUGAAAUAUUUCUAUAUCUGGUGUGUUAAUGUGUUCUAAAACUAGUAAACUUCCCUGACUUUGAUUUUCUUUUCUCUUGCUAUGAGCUUCUAAUGGUUUGAAAUUUUUCUGUUUAGUUGAUAUAUAAUUUCACACAAACAAUUAACCUUGCCAAUAUAUUUUCCCCUAAAUGUCUAUUAGUUACAUUGCAAUUUUUGAUUAUCAGAAAUUUAGCCUACAUGUCAUUUGUAACAUUUUUCAUUCAAAAGAAUUAAGCCUACUGCAAUUGUUGCCUUUAUUCCUAAGUAUCCAGUGAGCUCUUUGAAAAGACUCCAUUGCUUCAAGACCACUUUUUAGGGCAGUCAGAGCCCCUAAAGUCUUACAGACUUUGUCUUUAAAGAGCCCCAGGCCAACUAAAACAGAAAGGCAAGAUGUGUUAGGAAAGUAGCACUUGACCACUCAUCACCCUAAGGGUUUAUUGGUGCACCCUGUGUAAAUGGAAGCUGAGCUUGACACCUGGUGCUCUUGACUAGGGAUGAAGUUAAUGUCCUGUCACUUCAAGCACAGCAUCCGGAACCUCCAAAAGUAUGGUGCAGCAACACCUUAUUAAUAGGCUGUGCUCAACACUUGUGCCUUGGAGUGUUUAUUGAAACUGCAUAGAAUGACAUACUCUGCAGGAGAGUAGCAGGAUUUAUGUUCUCCAGUUCUCCAGGACAACUUAGCUGCUUUCUAUGCUCUGAACUAUGAAGCCUCUGAACUAACUGCCUAUGCUAUUGGAAGUACCUGUAGGAAAAUUUUAUGGCCCCAUAGUGACAUUACCACACAGCUUUACCAAACUUUGAGUCACAGCUGAAAAGAGCCUCAUAUUUUCUUAAUGCCCCCCCCCCCCCCCGAUGCCACUGAGUAUUAUAAGUUGGUGGAUAAAAACAAUUUAAGGAGCCUUCCCAACAUCUUAGGUUGCAGGGAACUUUGUAGUUUCUCUUUUGAGGUCUAACACACUGUAUUUUACAUUAUUAAAACGUAAUUUAAGUUAAUCACUAUGCUAAUAAUAUAUUAAACAUUCUUUUGCAUUGCUAAGUUUUAUAUCUCCAUUAAAGGCAUAAUGGCCACA
Phodopus roborovskii (desert hamster) is the source of this 3373-nucleotide messenger RNA. RefSeq names its product nuclear receptor coactivator 4 (gene Ncoa4). Bases 93 to 1982 code for a protein of 629 amino acids. Gene Ontology annotation, biological process: response to hormone; intracellular iron ion homeostasis. Lineage: Eukaryota; Metazoa; Chordata; Mammalia; Rodentia; Cricetidae. The transcript has 10 exons. Gene Ontology annotation, molecular function: transcription coactivator activity. The record is from RefSeq and is a predicted model, not a curated record.